ACCCGUUUCCACCUCGAAAAGAUUAAAUAUCGAAACAUCAUAACAUCGGCUAACUAGAGUAACUACGUAUGCUAUGAUAGGUCCUGCAACAGGUGCCGCAGUAUUAACGAGGCCGGCGCUAUGGCUAUGAGCCAACACAAGUGGCCCCUCCCAGCGGGUGAACUGGAUGCCCGGUCUGUGGUCUUUGAGCUAGCCAUCCCUCCGUAUUCCAAGGCCUGGAGGGAUGCGACGUGCUUCAUCAUCUACGACCUUCUCCAGUCCCAGUACUCCGGAGGCCGCGAGGGAGAAUAUAAAGUGCGCAUGCGCACCCAUCUCUCUAGUUACUACGACGAUAAUAGCGGCAACCAGGGCCGGAUAGAAUUCGUUUCGACCACGGCGCCCAAUCUAGAAAUACACAUAAGCACCGCGGAAGAGGGGGAUGUUUCGGCCCCUAACGGUAGGACUUACAAGUACUACGAUACGGCGAAAAACCGGUACGUUUCAUCGUUCGUAGCCACGAAGAAAAUUCCGGAGGCUUGCAUGUAUAAGCUAUCAGAGUCGAACGCGGGCCUUCAACAGUUUAUGUUUAGGCCGCCAGAGAAUAGCUCUGGUCCCCCGCCUAAUCAUGUUCUGUCGCAGCAAUUCUGCUGCCCUCGGGGGCUCACGCUAGAGGCGUUCAAGGCCAUGGCCACGCUACCUCUUGAAUAUCGUCUACAAUGAUCCAACAUCCUCGUCCAGUUAUUCAACCCAACGAUUGACUUCGGCGAGCCAGAUACUAUCCUAAUAGUGUCACAGGCUAUUCAUCAGGCCGGGCCACCCGGGGACACUGCCAUAUACCGGGCAGGCCACUGGUAGCUAUAGGACGAAGAG
Messenger RNA from Durotheca rogersii, 849 nucleotides. RefSeq lists its product as uncharacterized. The transcript has a single exon. Bases 121 to 699 code for a protein of 192 amino acids. NCBI's taxonomy places the organism in Eukaryota, Fungi, Ascomycota, Sordariomycetes, Xylariales, Xylariaceae. The record is from RefSeq and is a predicted model, not a curated record.